GGUAAGAAAUCCUAUUUUUGCCGCCCAUGGUUUAUCAUGCAUAAUGUAGUGAACGAAGAUUAUGUCUACAGGUAAUGUAGCUGUCGUCUCCAUAGUGAAAGCCAUUGGACUUGGACUCGGAGUUCUUAUUUGGGGAUCCGGUAGUUUAUUAAUGGGUUGGGCGAGUUCAAGGUUUGGCUGGUUUGGUAUAGAUCCCCAACAUGUCUCCAGCCCUUUAUUAAAUUACUGUGGUGCAGGGUUGUGUUUCCUGAGCGGGCUCAUCUUCUUCUUUGUGAGAACCGAGGUGGAGACACGUCCUCAUGCUGGAUCGCCUCUCCCAAGUCCUGACAGCAGGGUGAGAUCUGGGUGUGAACCCUCAGAGUCCUGGAUAGAAGUCAUAGGGCCAGAGACGAAACGAUUAAUAGGAUGCUCGCUGGCCACGGCGUACGGCCUGUUGGACGGCUUGUCCUUUGUCCCAAUCCUGUACAUCAAGAGCCGGGCCGCUUGCCAAGACAGCAUCUUCUACGGUGCCAGUCUGUACGAUCCUGACUAUGUGUACGCUCAGUGCUGUGGCAUUUUCCUCACCAGCACAGUGUACUUCCUGAUCUACUGUGCUUCAAUGACUAACAGACCCUGCGUGCCAUCCAGAGCUGUAUUGCCAGGGUUUGCGUCUGGUUUCAUGUGGACGCUAGCUAACUACUGCUGGUUCCUAGCCAACAUCUACUUGAGUUCAAUGGUGACCUUUCCCAUUGUGACAGCUGGUUACGGUCUGGUGGCGGCACUUUGGGGAUGUUUGGUGUUCAGGGAGAUCAAGGGUUGGGGGAAUUGCUGCAUCCUUGUCCUGGCCUCCUGUAUCUGCCUGACUGGUUCCAUCCUGACUGCUUUGUCAAAGACGCAAUGAAGUGAAGAAUGACAAGCCACUAGAUGGCAAUGCCCCACUCUGUCCACAUGCGUCCUCCCAGGGUCUGGAGCUGCAUGAGUUAGCUACAGAAUAUCUCAUGUUGAACCUCUCUCCACAUUGUCCCUACCAUUCACAGCUCCUGAAUCAUCUGUUCAUUUAUUUAUAGAUUGUAACACACACUUGGCAGUAGCAUUUAGAGGACUCAAGAACUUGAGUACUUUUCUCUCCUGAGGUAAAAAAAACCCCUCCCCCCGACUGUGAUGGAAAUAUCUAUUGAAAGGUCUAGGCAUUGUGCAAAAGAUGUAAAAGUCUCAUUAAA
Messenger RNA from Osmerus eperlanus (European smelt), 1199 nucleotides. RefSeq names its product transmembrane protein 144b (gene tmem144b). Gene Ontology annotation, biological process: carbohydrate transmembrane transport. NCBI's taxonomy places the organism in Eukaryota, Metazoa, Chordata, Actinopteri, Osmeriformes, Osmeridae. The record is from RefSeq and is a predicted model, not a curated record. Gene Ontology annotation, cellular component: membrane. Gene Ontology annotation, molecular function: carbohydrate transmembrane transporter activity. The transcript is spliced from 9 exons. The coding region runs from base 62 to 880 and encodes 272 amino acids.